Molecule: messenger RNA, 740 nt
Organism: Pezoporus flaviventris
Lineage: Eukaryota; Metazoa; Chordata; Aves; Psittaciformes; Psittacidae
Product: zinc finger protein neuro-d4-like
Exons: 8
Biological process (GO): nervous system development
Cellular component (GO): nBAF complex
Source: RefSeq, a predicted model, not a curated record
AAGCCUCCCCCAGGUGAUUUCCCCCAUGAGCCGGAGGGGGACGAGCUGGACGAUGACCCCCCCCGCCGCAAGAACAAGGCCAAGGGCAAGACGUGCGGGCUGGGGGCGGUGCGGAAGCGCCAGGAGCCGCCGGCACUGGAGGAGCGGGACAAGCCCUACGUGUGCGACAUCUGCGGGAAGCGCUACAAGAACCGCCCGGGGCUCAGCUACCACUACACGCACACGCACCUGGCUGAGGAGGAGGGCGAGGAGCUGGGAGAGCGCCCUGUGCCCCCCCGCAGGAACCACCACAAGCAGUUUUACAAAGAGUUGAACUGGGUCCCUGAAAACCAGCGCCGGAGCACAGCAGGCGCGCCCCCCCCCGCGCCCCCCCCCUCGGGCGCUCCCUGCGGCUUCUGCCUGGGGGGGUCCCGUCGGGCCCCGGCGUGUCCCGAGGAGCUGAUUGCGUGUGCGGACUGCGGCCGGGCAGGGCACCCGUCCUGCCUGCAGUUCACGGUGAGCAUGGCGGCCGCGGUGCGCACCUACCGCUGGCAGUGCAUCGAGUGCAAGUCCUGCAGCCUCUGCGGCACCGCCGAGAACGAUGACCAGCUGCUGUUCUGUGACGACUGCGACCGGGGGUACCACAUGUACUGCCUGAGCCCCCCCAUGGCCGAGCCCCCCGAAGGCAGCUGGAGCUGCCACCUCUGCCUGCGGCAGCUCAAGGACAAGGCCUCAGCCUUCAUCACCCUCACUUAGGGGGG